Mytilus trossulus (common blue mussel) is the source of this 5417-nucleotide messenger RNA. Its product is annotated as adenosylhomocysteinase-like 1. NCBI's taxonomy places the organism in Eukaryota, Metazoa, Mollusca, Bivalvia, Mytilida, Mytilidae. The transcript is spliced from 17 exons. Gene Ontology annotation, biological process: L-methionine cycle. The coding region runs from base 373 to 1953 and encodes 526 amino acids. The record is from RefSeq and is a predicted model, not a curated record. Gene Ontology annotation, cellular component: cytosol.
GUGUCUACUUAUAGAUAUAUACAUACAGUGGAGUUAUUGUACUUUUAAAGAAUUAAAUUUAUUAGGAUAUUUAAAUUAAAAGAUUGGGAAGAAUGAUCUUGUUUACAAUGGUGCAUUGAACUAUAGAAAUAUAAAUGAAAGAUAUUGCAAAAUUAUAGUUUGUUUUAUGACCUGUCAUUUUACAUGCUGUGAGAUAUAUGAUUGUUUACUUUUGAUGGCAUUCUACUGAUAUAUUGUGGUACAUUUGUUUGGGCAUAGUACGAAUUACUUGUAAUGUAAACAUUCUGCAGAACUGAUCAAGGAGCUUAAAGUACGGUGGUACAUUAUCGAUAAGGAGAAUAUAUUGUAUUUGUGACUAUUAGGUAUAAAAUCAUGAAGAAAAUUGGAAGGAAUCCGACUGAUGCAAAUAUUCAGAAUGAAUUUGAUAUGUCGGAAAAACUAAGGAAUUUGGAAGGGGACAAUGCAUACAAGUCUCGAGCUGGCCGUAAAAGACAUAGCAUACAAUACGACAGACGUUUGUCGUUACAGCCGCUCAGCGAUCGUAGAUCAAGUAAUGCUUCUUCUACAGGAGAAAGUGUUGAUUCACUGUCUUCAUACACUGGAAGUUCUUCAGAUGAAGAUGAUGUCAAUCCUAGAGAAAAAGUACAGAAAAAUUCCAAAGGAAGUGCAGAUUUCUGUGUCAGGAAUAUUGACCAUGCUGCAUUUGGAAGAAGAGAGAUUGAAAUUGCUGAGCAAGAAAUGCCUGGAGUGAUAGCAUUAAGAAGAAGAGCAGAAGCUGACAAGCCUCUUUCUGGUGCAAAAAUUAUUGGUUGUACUCACAUCACAGCUCAGACUGCUGUUCUGAUAGAAACAUUGGCAGCACUAGGAGCAUCUGUUAGAUGGGCAGCUUGUAAUAUCUACUCUACACAGAAUGAAGUUGCUGCAGCCCUUGCAGAAGCAGGAUAUUCCAUCUUUGCUUGGAAAGGUGAAUCAGAGGAAGAUUUCUGGUGGUGUAUAGAUAAAUGUAUUAACUGUGAAGGAUGGCAGCCAAACAUGAUUUUGGAUGAUGGAGGAGAUGCCACACAUUUGAUGUUAAAACGUUAUCCAGCCAUGUUUAACAUGAUUAAAGGAAUUGUAGAGGAAAGUGUGACAGGAGUUCAUAGGUUAUAUCAGCUCUCAAAAGGAGGAAAAUUAACUGUUCCAGCAAUGAAUGUCAAUGAUUCUGUUACAAAGACAAAGUUUGAUAACCUGUAUAGUUGUAGAGAGUCAGUUUUAGAUGCAUUAAAGAGAACAACUGAUGUGAUGUUUGGUGGGAAACAGAUCCUUAUAUGUGGAUAUGGUGAGGUAGGAAAAGGUUGUUCUGCAGCAUUGAAAGGUUUAGGAUGUAGUGUAAUGGUCACAGAAAUUGACCCAAUAUGUGCUCUACAAGCUUGUAUGGAUGGUUUCAGAGUUGUCCGACUUGAGGAGGCCAUAAAGAGUAUAGAUAUUUUAAUAACAUGUUCAGGUAAUAAGAAUGUAGUGACCAGAUCCCACAUGGAUAGACUGAAGACUGGUUGUAUUGUAUGCAAUAUGGGCCACUCCAACACAGAAAUAGAUGUUGGUAGUUUACGAACCCCAGACCUCACAUGGGAGCAAGUUAGAUCUCAAGUUCACCAUAUCAUAUGGCCAGAUGGCAAACGUAUUAUAUUAUUAGCAGAGGGUCGUCUAGUAAAUUUGAGUUGUUCUAGUGUCCCUUCAUUUGUUGUCUCCAUCACAGCUGCUACUCAGGCAUUAGCAUUGAUAGAACUAUACAAUGCACCUCCAGGCAGAUAUAAACAAGAUGUCUACCUCUUACCAAAGAAAAUGGAUGAAUAUGUAGCAAGUUUACAUUUACCAAACUUUGAUGCACAUCUGACAGAACUAUCAGAUGAACAAGCAAAAUACUUAGGAUUAAAUAAAACAGGACCCUUCAAGCCAAAUUAUUAUAGAUAUUAAAGAGAACAGAAUCGUUGGAGAUUACCCACCAUUCCACAAUAUGCCACGACAAUAAACAUAUCAUGUGAUUUGAUCAUGUGACAGACAACUUUAUUUCCUGCAUUUUUUCUUUGAAAUUGAACAGAACAUGAUUUUAUUUGAUUAAAGACAAAGCGUAUUACUUUUUCAUUAUAUACAUUUUAUUUGGUUGGAAAGGAAGCUCUUGUAUGUUUUUAAAAAAAAAUUGAAUGCAGUUUAACUUUUGUAUAUUCAAUUUCAUUUCACAAAAGGAAUUCAGAAAACUUUGAUCACGCCAAAAUUAUAAAAAAUAUGUAUUGCAAAAACAAGCACACAGACCCAUUUUUGUUUCAUAAUAGUUUUGAUUGGUGUGUUACGUGCAUAUUAAUUUAGAUAUGGAAAAAAAUAAGAAAAAGUAGUUUCAAUUUUCCUAAAGUACCACAUAGGAUAGAAUAUUCAGUUGAACUAUUUUGAAUUCAAAACAAAACAAUUAAGUAAGAAAUGCAAAUGAUGUCAUAUUUUGGACUAUUUGUUAUGUGCCUGCAUGUUUUUAAAUUUUCAUAUAUUCUGAAAGAAACUGUGAUAGUAUGUUUAAACAGUGAUAAAUAAACGUUUAAAAGUAUAUAUUGUUCAUAUACUAUCAAGAUAUAUAGACAAACUUCUAAUCUGUCAGAUGUUACUGUCUUUCUAUUACAAUUAAUCAACUAAAUGAUUGUUUUUGUUUUUCAUAUUAUCGUGUAAAGAUAGUUUGAUCAGCUGGUAACAAUGCACAUAGGGUUUUAUUAUAUGCAGUUUGAAGAAUUGAAUUCAUAUAACUUACUGAAAUCAUUUUAAUAUACCAAAGAUUCAUAGGUUAUGGUAUAUGUGUGCAAUAAUGAAAUCCUGAUACAAAUAACAAAAAUGUAUGAAAUAACUUAAAACAUGACCCUACAAAAUCUGAAAACUUCAUUCUGAUUUGUUGGAUUAAAAUUCAUAAUGGCCAGUUUCAACUUUACUUAAGCUUUUCUGAACAAAGGUCUUGUGUGUCAUUUCCAAUGUAACAUUGAUUCUAGUUUAUUGGAUUAUUGAAUCAAACACUUAACAUUCUUUUUGUAUCAAUUCAAUUCAAAGAGGUAAAUAAUAAAAAUAAAAUUAGAACGGGAAAAAAAAUCUGGGUAUCAUUUGUCUAUUCUGUAAUUAUUUCAAAUUUGAAUAAAAAAAAAUCUAGAGUUGAAUUUCGUUUGAAUUGUUUGUGCAUAGUCACUGUAAGAAAUUUUUUUUCCAUUCCUGUUUUCUUUUUCAUCUUUUUUAGUAUGUAUAUAAUGUAGUUUACACUUUUGUUCAUUCUUUUGAAUCUCAGAUUUUUUUCAAACUGACUGUAGAUGUAACUCAUAACAUCUCCUCAUUGUUCUUUUAUUGAAAAUUAAGAUGCAUUGAUUACGAAUAAGUCUUAAAAUGUAUGUAUAAAUUUCCAUGUUUUUUAUUUUAAUUUUCAUAAUUUUCUGUGAUUUGUUCAGUUGCAUAUCUGUAUAUACUCAAAUGUAAUGUAUAAACAGAGGUCUGGAAUGUAUUUGAGUUUUAUUUGAUUUUAAUUGAUUUUGAUUUUAAUUGAAUUAACACUUCAUAUAAUAAAAGGUAAAGAAAAAAAAUCAGAUCUAGACAUACUUAGCCUUUGCAUUAGUUUGUAUAUAAAAUAUUAUUGUUUGAUAAUAUUGCCUUAAAAAGAAAUGCAUUUAUGAGGUUAAAAAAAUGUUUUUGAGGAAUUUUUCCAUUUAAAUAAACCCCCAAAACAACUGUUUUAAAAAGGCAUUAGAAAAUUUAAAGUAGACAUCAAGCACACUAAAAUGCACUUUCUAAGAUGACGUUGUGCAUUGUUGAAAUGCAAAGUAUAAACAUAUUUUUUGUAAAUAUGAAAAUAUAGUAAUAAUAAACUAGAGCGACUUUUUUUUUAUCUUGGUUAAAUAAUUUUCAGGUCAUUAUUCCUGUGUCAAUUUAUGCAUAUAAAUAUCUGUGGUAAAUCAAAAGUAUUCAUGAACCAGAUGAAAUAUUGUACAAGUAAACAAAAAAUAGUAUAAUUUUAAGGGUGGUGAAAAAGGAAUAAUGGCCAAAAACAAGGGGAUUGGUUGUAAUGUACUUGUAAUAAAUUAUAUGAAGCAUCUUUAUUUGAAAAAAGACUAAAUUGGAAGAAAAAAAAUUUGGAAAAAAGAUAUUUGAUUUAGAAAAAUAUGUGACAAAACAGAAAAUAAUGCUACAGGUCCAUGGCAAGGCAAACAAUAAUUUAUUGGUAUGAAUUUAUCCAUUUUGCCAAUAUGUUUUGUGAAAUUACAAAAUUGUGUUCAUGAAAUAGUCUAAAAUGAUGAUAAAAAAAUUUGUAAUCAAGAAGUUACCAAAAUGGAUGGACAAACUUAAAACAUUUAAAGCCAAGAGUUAAUUAAUUUUCUGUCUUGCAUGCAAUUGUAGCUGAAUUUUCUGUAUUGUCUAAGGAUAUCAAUAUGGUGGUGUGUAACGGGUUUUGGUAAUAUAAAGAUCAUAAUGGAAAGAAGAUAAUAGAUAUAUAAUGUAUGAUUAAAUGUAAUUCAGUUUCUGUGAUAUGAGUUAUAAAUAUUGUAUUGCACAUUUAGAUUUACACAUUUCCUUAGAAAGGAGUUUUAAGUAACAGUUUUGGGCUUUUUCAUAGGAUACUCUCUUGGAAGCUUCUCUAAGUUCAUAAGCUAAAUGUUUUAAUAUUCAGUGGUAAUAUAAAUAUUGAUUUUCAAACAAAUAUAUAUGAAAAUGUUGAUGAAAAAUUCUAGUCUUAAACUAUUUUGCUAAAUUUUCAAAAUUGUUCAUUAUCCAAUACCAUAAGUUACUAUGCAGUGGUUUUCAUAUAGUCUUAGCAUUCAGGGACAGUUGUAAAUAGUAUUAUCUCCUCUUAAUUACUUCAUUUAAACUGCACUGCAUUAUGGUUACAUUCCAGUGCCAAAAAAGUUUUAUAUAUUUCUUGGUUAGAAAAGACUGGUGAAUAAUACAUACAUUUGCAUAUUUAUUAGAAAAAUUUAGUGAUUCAUGUUUUUUGAGACCCCUUUAAAAUUCAACAGACAUCAACACUUCCUUUAUUAAGUUCAAUAGUAAACAUUUCUUUAAUUCCAUACAAGAUACUUUUUAAGCAGUGCAGUUUCUAUGUUGCCUCAAUUUUUAUGAUUAAAUAAAAGCUAUUUAAAAGCUAAAAAUUUAAUUAAAAUGUGUUAUUUGUUAAACUAAAUAUGGAUAUGUAACUACACAUAGUCACAUUACAACAGUCACUAUUUAUAUUACAUGUCACUUUAUAUAGAAUAAAUGUAUUAUUAUAUAAAGACAAAUUCAUGAAAGGUCAGUGUUUAAUUGAUUGUUAGUUAGAAUAAGAGAUUUCAAAUGAUUUAGUGUGAUUACCAUGGUAACAAUGCUGUUACUCUAGAGUCCAUUAUGUUAUAAGUCAGAAAUUGUUAGAAAUAAAAGCAGUUUAUUAAUGA